Messenger RNA from Symbiodinium sp. CCMP2592, 198 nucleotides. The record is from the annotation of a GenBank genome assembly. Lineage: Eukaryota; Dinophyceae; Suessiales; Symbiodiniaceae.
GAGAAGCACCAUGCCCGAGCGAGUCACAACUUCAGCUGCCCUCUCUUGCCACGCAGUCCCUUCCAUGGUGGAGGUACGGGUCUUUGGUCUUGCGCGAUGCUGCCGCUUGACAAUGUCGCACUGCCAAUGGGAAGCUGCGAGUCCCAGGACUUGUGGCUCCUUCGAGACACGGCGGUGGUUAUUCACAUUGAAGAUUGA